Molecule: messenger RNA, 4382 nt
Organism: Epinephelus moara (kelp grouper)
Lineage: Eukaryota; Metazoa; Chordata; Actinopteri; Perciformes; Serranidae
Product: retinol dehydrogenase 13-like
Exons: 7
Coding region: 111-1193 (360 amino acids)
Source: RefSeq, a predicted model, not a curated record
GGCGCGUGUAACCUUGUGCUACCCGGCUGUAGUGUUGUCAUAUCAGCUGUGAAAACGGUGUUAAAAUCAUUUUUGAUGCUAUAUUUAACCGUCAGCGUUAUUUUAGAGUCAUGAGCAGAUAUAUUUUACCGGUUUCUGUUUUUGGGACAGUGUUUGGAGCUGCAGUUUUACUGAAGAACCAUGUGACUGGAGGCCGGUGUCCCAGUAAGGCUACCAUUAAUGGGAAGACUGUGGUUAUAACAGGAGCCAACACAGGCAUCGGGAAGGAGACUGCUCAAGAACUGGCCAAGAGAGGGGGUCGGAUCAUUAUGGGAUGUCGUGACAUGGAGAAGUGCGAGGCAGCUGCGAAAGAGAUUCGAGGGAAGACACUGAAUCCUAACGUUUACGCGUGUCACCUCGACCUGGCUUCUGUGAAAUCCAUCCGAGAGUUUGCAGAGAGAAUCAGACAAGAGGAGAGGCAAGUGGACGUACUGAUAAAUAAUGCAGGAGUCAUGAGAUGUCCAGCAGGGAAGACAGAGGAUGGCUUCGACAUGCAGUUUGGAGUUAACCACUUAGGCCACUUCUUGUUGACAAAUCUUCUGCUUGAUAAGUUGAAAGAGUCCGCCCCCAGCAGAGUGAUCAACCUGGCCUCACUCGCCCACAUCGUUGGAAAGAUUGACUUCGAGGACCUGAACUGGGAGAAGAAGAAGUUUGAUACCAAGCAGGCGUAUUGUCAGAGCAAGCUUGCCAAUGUUCUGUUCACCAGAGAGCUCGCCAAGCGAUUACAAGGCACAGGAGUCACGGUGAAUGCUGUGCACCCAGGCGUUGUUGCCACGGAGCUCGGGAGGCACACGGGUCUGCACCAAUCGCAGUUCUCGAGCUCUGUGCUCAGUCCCUUUUUCUCCCUGUUGGUUAAGAGCCCAGAGCUGGGGGCCCAGCCCAGCGUCUACCUGGCAGUGUCCGAGGAGAUGGAGGGGGUGACGGGAAGGUACUAUGAUGUGAUGACAGAGAAGGAACCGGCGCCCCAGGCCCUGGAUGAGGAGGCAGCUCGCAGGCUGUGGGAGGUCAGCAGCAGGCUGGUGGGUCUGGAGGAGGAAGGACAGUCUGGCAACACAAACCCACCAACAGAGGUCCAGAGCAAAGCUGCAGAGACUGUCCCAGCACAGAGACAAGGACAGAGCCCAGGACCAGCUGUCAGUGCUGUGGGGCUGUAGGGCCGCUCUGGCCUCUGGGCCAGCAGGGAAUAAUGGACCUUUAUGGCUUUAGCUGUGCCAGGCUUGUUGGAACAAUUAACCGUCUGAGGCUGUGAGUCUGGUCGUCUGUGUAAAGGCAGGCUUUUGUUCAUGCCUUUAUGUUCCUUCAUCAGGAUAUUUUCUGUAAAACAUGUCAACCUUUGACGGCGGACUCUGACUCGUUUUUUUAAGUAAGACGGGAGCAUUUUAAAGGAAGUAUAGCACUUAAAGUUGAAUUUAGAAACAAACACUCUCUUACUCACUUUAAUACACUCAGGGGUUUACGACCUAACUCUGAGCGGGGUGCGGUGACAUCAGAUAAGCUUCGUCAUCAUUCAGGGAUGAUUCAGCAUUGACAUUCAGUGACGUUUUAGCAGAGGUGUGGACUCGAGUCACCUGACUUGGACUUGAGUCACUACUUACUACUUCAUAUACAUGAAUUGUAAAAGAUAUGUCUGUUAAAUAGUAGAUUUUUUGUUUUUAUUCAUUUAUUUAUUUUUUAGGUAUAUCCUGAGACCAGAGGCUUGGAGGUGGGUUUAAAGGAAACACUUAGACAUUUGCUCUUUGGUAACAUGGAUGCAGAAGAUCCGGGAUUUUUUUUUUUCAGAAGUCAAACUGUUUCUGGCUUCAUGUACCACUGAGCAGCUGUCAUAGGAAUGAAAAAAGGCCCACCCUUCAACGCUGUAUCCAGCUCCUUUAAACAUCUCUUGGUUUAUAUAUGUGAUAGAUACCAAGUAAAAUCGAAACAACUGCCUGAAAAUCCAUGACGAUAAGUAGCUGGCAGCCUCCAACCAUUACACAUUGUAAUUUUAAACAGUGCUGAAGAGAACACUGCUUUACGCUAACGCUAAUGUUAACGUUAGCAGCAAUAGAUAUUGCUGCGUGACUGAAUUAGUGAGUGAACAAGGUUUAGCAUCACAUAUUCUCACUUUAAAUUAUUUAUAUUAAUUCAGAAACAUUAUAUGAACUGCUAAAAUACAGUGCUUACAAGGACAAAAAACUAUUUAGAUGUAUACAGUAUAUGGGGUUGAAACUGAAGGAGCUCAGAGAAACAUCUCACCUGAAAAUAAUAGAUAAUAAAUAGUAAGGAUGACGACCCAAAAAGCCACUGAAAUUAAAAAUAUCAGCCAUAAAACAUGAAUAUUUGAACUUUAAUUAACCUGGAAAUCAAAAUCUUACCAUUCUUUGUGGUUUUUAUGCUUGCUCGAACAUUUCACCCCUAAAAUCUGAUCACACAGACGCACAGACAGUGUUUCACAUGCUUAAUAAUUUCAAGCAUGUCUUAGUAAUUUGAAGCAUGAGGGAGGCAUUCUUACUUACUGUAACUGUAGGACCACAUUGACAGCACUGCAUGUGUUUUUAUCAUUGUGGGUUCAAGUAAAACACUGACAGAUAGCGCCAUCUGGCUGCGAGCAUCAAAACAGACUGUUGGAGUUUCCUGCUGACCAUUUAUCCAGGUGUGCAGUUGUGUUUCAGAUGUUUUAAUGAUUUCUUCAUCUUGGAGUCUUUAAUUUGGACUGUUUGAAUCUGGAGUCAGCUUGCAGACUCUUGGAAUUGCCUGACUUUUAUCCGUCACAGAAACAUUAUCUGCCUUUUUUAAAAAUCAAAUUUGUGUUAAUGUUGCAUGGUGAUUCAGUUUGCAUUAGACUGCAAUGCACUGCAAAUCAGACAGACAAUGUAAAUUCAUUUUCUUGAUAAACUGUAAUGAUUUGCAUCCUAGAUUAUACAAGAACAAUGAAAGCCAAUAGUAAGAAAGUAGAAAAACACAUUCAACACAUAAAACUGCUUUGAAUAAAAACCAAACGCUGGAUCCACCCUGUUAAAACUAUCUGUGGUAUAAAAUUUACGAGCAUCCAUUACCAUUUAUUGUAAUUCUGCGCUGUUAUAAGUGCACUUUUGCUCCUGUUCUUGUUUAUUCCUGCCUCCAGCAAAACAAAUCAAAUUACAAAAGCACUCAUCUUACAUUUCUGAUCGUCUCAGAUCUCUCAGUGCACAGAAGAAUAUCCAUCCCAAAAGUAUUUGAGGGAUCAAUUGCAUAGGGCUUUUUCCAACAGUAAAUCCCAAAGUACAGAUCAAUAAGGGCCACUCUCGGCACUAAUGCACAGCGAUCAGCAUCGGCCCUGAAACUGAAAACCCUGGAUCGUUUAUUUCAGUGUUGGUUUACCAGUGGAGACCCUCGCUGGUGCCAUCCUAGAGGAUGAUGCUUAUUGUAAAUGAGCAACAGAAUCACUGGGUUCUCCUCCGCUCUUCAGAUUACCACUAUACAGUCCCCAGAGCGUGAUGCUGUCUGAUAGUUUGUCUUUCUGGCGUGAAUCAAAUAAGGCCUGACCUCUAAAGUUUAAUGCUCCCAGUAUUUUCUGAAUUUUGACCCUGUUUUAUUUGUAUAGUACUAAGAUACUAACCAUAUCAGAUAUUUCUUUGAAGAGGUUAUCUUUGUAAAUUAGACUUUGGUACGUGUCAAGUGUUGUGAUAUUUUCUAUGUUAAUAUUUAGCCAAUCAUUCACAUACUGCUAAAACUGAAAUGUUACUGACAUGAAUAAAAAAGAUCAAUUCAAUAGAUUCAAUAGUUCAGGCCCUGCAAGACAAAAACAACAGAGGUCAGCCUCAAAACCAAUUUGCCACUUUUUUUUUCAUUUCUGCUGCUGGAUAAUAUCUACUAAUGAUUUUAAACUGUACUAUUUUGGCCUUUGGAGAAAUUGGCCAUUACUUUAUCUUAUUAUUUUAUUUUUUAUAUUUAUUGAGAUUACAGAGCUGCCAGGACUUGUAUGCUGGCGUAGUGUCCAGUGUUUGUACACUGUAAUAUGUCAGUAGUAUUUAAUUUAUAUAAUAAGGUUGCGGACAUGGGGUAAAAAUGUAUGUGAUAUUUUUUUAGCAAUCACAUAGUGUUUUAACCAAUUAAAUAUCAUGUUAGCACGGAAUUUCAGACGCAGCCUGAGAUAUGUGGGCUCUUGAACACACCUUGACCCGACUUCAUUACCCAUAACGCUUCGCGAAAGGAAGGUGAAAGAGUAGUGUCAAAGUACAAAUAGUUCGCACUGGCAAGAAACACCUAAUGGGUGAGGAAUAAAAGUGACCCGUCAGUUAGUAACGUGCUUCGUGUCGAGGUUGUGUUUCAUCGAAGAGGAGGUAGCGGUUCGUUCAGCGCUGCAAAACUAGCUUGUUUCCUCAGAA